GGGUAUCUCUCUAAUUUAUUUAUUUAUUUCAGAUUGCUCAAAAGAAUAAAUAAAUAAAAGAAUUUGGCUGUCUCAUUUCCUUGUUCGGAAUCGGAGAAGAAGGAAGACUAGAUUCGAUGUGUUGGUGAAGAAGAUCUCGACUUUGUUCAAAAUUCCAAUUUCGCUCGCCUCAAAGAUCAUUCUCUCAUCUUCUCGACUUUGAUGCGAUUGAUUAAAUAUGGUGGAUACGGUUAUUCCCGGAGAUAUGGCUUGUUUGGAUGCAGAUUUGUUGCAGCUUCAGGAAAUGUCUUCCUUUGUUCUCAAUUCUAAACCUGGAUUCACUCAGAAGCUCUUCGACCAGUGGCUUUCUCUUCCCGAAGCUCAGCGACAGGUUGGAUCAUUGCUUAAGGAUGCUGUAGCUGGAGCUCCUAUCAAUGUUACUGGAAGUGCAUCGGGUUCUAAUUCUGCCACUAUACCAUCUAUGUUUCCUGCGGGAAGUGCUCCUCCGCUUUCACCAAGGAGUUGUGGUUCACCCCGUACAACCAAACAGAGAGCCCCUUCUAACUUAGGUUCUACUCUCAAAGUAGUCAACGAGCCUGUUAAAGAGCCUAUACCUCAGUUUUAUUUCCAAAAUGGUCGCCCUCCACCAAGCGAGAUUAAAGAGCAAUGUAUGUUUAGAAUCAAUCACUUCUUUUAUGGUCACAUGGAUGGCUUGCAGAUACAAGAAUUCAAGUUAGUCACCAGAGAAAUCUGCAAGCUCCCAUCUUUCUUCUCCACUUCCCUUUUCCGGAAGAUCGAUCUCAACAAUACAGGUUUUGUUACUAGAGAUGCAUUUAUUGAUUUUUGGGUAAACGGGAACAUGUUGAUAAUGGAUACAACGACCCAAAUCUUCAAGAUACUAAAGCAGAAAGAUCAGAGUUUCAUUGUUAAGGAUGAUUUCAAACCACUACUCAAAGAACUGUUGGCGACGCAUCCUGGGCUAGAGUUCCUGCAAUCCACACCUGAAUUCCAAGAAAGAUAUGCUGAAACUGUCACCUACCGAAUAUUUUAUUACAUAAAUAGAUCUGGCAAUGGUCGAAUUACAUUUAGGGAGCUUAAACGGGGAAACUUAAUUGAUGCUAUGCUACAUGCUGAUGAAGAAGAAGAUAUUAACAAAGUGUUGAGAUACUUCUCGUAUGAGCAUUUCUAUGUCAUAUACUGCAAGUUCUGGGAGCUGGAUACGGAUCACGAUUUCCUGAUUGACAAAGAAAAUCUUAUGCGAUAUGGAAACCAUGCUCUUACCUACCGGAUUGUCGACAGAAUAUUCUCCCAGGUUGCUAGGAAGUUCACUAACAAAGUUGAAGGGAAGAUGGGGUAUGAGGACUUUGUCUAUUUCAUUCUUGCGGAAGAAGAUAAAUCGUCAGUGCCUAGCCUAGAAUAUUGGUUUAAGUGCAUAGACUUGGAUGCAAAUGGGAUUAUUACGCGAAAUGAGAUGCAAUUCUUUUAUGAAGAGCAGUUGCAUAGAAUGGAGUGCAUGGCGCAAGAGGCUGUUCUUUUCGAGGAUAUCUUAUGUCAGAUGAUUGAUAUGAUCGGACCUGAGAACGAAAGCCAUAUAACGCUGCAUGACCUGAAAGGCUCAAAGCUCUCUGGAAACGUCUUCAACAUCCUAUUUAAUCUCAACAAAUUUAUGGCAUUUGAAACCCGGGAUCCAUUCCUCAUUCGUCAGGAGCGAGAGAACCCUACAUUGACAGAUUGGGACCGUUUUGCACAUAGAGAGUAUAUUAGGCUAUCAAUGGAAGAAGAUGUUGAAGAUGCAUCUAAUGGAAGUGCUGAGGUUUGGGAUGAGUCGUCGCUGGAGGCUCCCUUUUGAGUUCAUAAAGAAGAGAAAUGUAAAGUCCCUGAGAAGAACAUUUGGAGCUUUGUUGAGGAAGGAAAGUGAAAAACAAACGAAAAGCCGGUAGUAUCCUCUGUUGAAUACCAUACUUAGCUUGGAUUUGUUUUCUAACUUCUCUUUAUUUGUUAGCUGAUUCUACAGUUAUAUUUAUUAACAAUCGUCUAGAUUUUACAGUCUUCUUCACCUGUAUUGCAUUCACUUUGCUCUGAUGUUUCUAUCUCUGGGUGUUACUUCAUCAUCUCCAGAUGUUGAGACUUGUGAAUUUCAAUGCUAUAGUUCCUUUAAUUUUUGGUUGGUUCCUGAAGACACAGGAUGUCACUGAGAUGAGAAGAGGUUGGUUGUGUUAUUACUAUUGAUCUUGAAGUGAUGUCUUUUUAUUUGUGAAAUUCUUAAGGAAAAGCCACUUUGCUC
Molecule: messenger RNA, 2263 nt
Organism: Arabidopsis thaliana (thale cress)
Lineage: Eukaryota; Viridiplantae; Streptophyta; Magnoliopsida; Brassicales; Brassicaceae
Product: Calcium-binding EF-hand family protein
Exons: 13
Coding region: 218-1828 (536 amino acids)
Cellular component (GO): cytoplasm; nucleus
Molecular function (GO): calcium ion binding
Source: RefSeq, marked reviewed